Cryptosporidium ubiquitum is the source of this 588-nucleotide messenger RNA. Its product is annotated as glycosyl transferase. The record is from RefSeq and is a predicted model, not a curated record. The transcript is spliced from 4 exons. Gene Ontology annotation, molecular function: hexosyltransferase activity. Bases 1 to 588 code for a protein of 195 amino acids. Gene Ontology annotation, biological process: dolichol-linked oligosaccharide biosynthetic process. NCBI's taxonomy places the organism in Eukaryota, Apicomplexa, Conoidasida, Eucoccidiorida, Cryptosporidiidae.
AUGUCUGUACUUGUGACAGUUGGUACCACUCAAUUUGAUUUACUAAUACAACAAGUCGAUAAAGUAGAAUUUCAUGACCAACUCUUAGAAUGUGGUUACAGAAAUUUAUUUAUUCAAUAUGGAAGUGGUGAAUAUGUUCCAAAACAAAGAAAAGUUAGACAUAGUAAUAAUUGUAAUGAAAGUAAAGAAUAUGAUAAAAUCCUUGAAAUUAAAGCCACUCCUUAUAUGAAAGAGAUUAUAUAUUCAGAUUACGAUCUUAUAAUAGGUCAUGCAGGAGCUGGAACCAUAUUAAAUUCUUUAAGAAAUAACAGGAAAAUGAUAGUUGUAAUUAAUGAAUCUCUUAUGGAUAAUCAUCAAGUUGAGCUAGCAACCCAACUUCACAAUGAUAAACAUCUUAUUGCUAUUAAUAAUAUGAAUGAUUUAAGAAGUACAAUAAAAACUAUUACAACUAUUACAUAUUCAAAUAAGCCUCCUGAAAAUCAACAUACCAACUCGUCAUACCUAAUUCCUUUUCCUAAAGCUAGUAAUACACGUUUCAAAGAGGAAAUAAGUAAAUUACUUUGCAAUGAAAAUAUUUGGAAAAAUUAA